GAUCACUCGUCGCAACAAGUCGGACCGAUCAGGGCGUAAGCGCAAACGUGAUUUUUGGCUGAAAGCUUCGCGCAGAGCUUGGCUCAGUGUCUGUCGGAAGGGCGCGCGAGUGCAAGCACCAUUUGAAGCUUAAAUGCGGCUUAAUUCGUGUUCGUCUUUGUCGUAAAUGCUGUGCAAUUUGAACUGUGGAGAUUUGUGCGUGCCUCUGCAUACAUACAUAGUAUACACAUACGCAUACAUAUAUCGAAUUAAAUGUGCAAGUUACAAGUCUACGUGCAUGUGUGUUAGUGUCGAGUCGUUUCGGAAAUAAGAGCAGCUAACUGUAAAUAAGCAGCUCCUGCAUUAUUAUGCAAUUUUAAUUCAAAAGAGCCGAUUGUUGUUUUUGUUGUAACACAAUACGCGAGCCAAAUAAGAGCUAAGCCGCCACAAACUCAAGCUCUAAACAAUCAGCGGCUCUAAAAGCCAUUUUAAAUACAAAGUAACUGAAUAACUGAAACAUAAGUACCGUCGUCGAACCAAAUAUGGCGGCUGCUGCCCACAUUUGCGUCAGCUGCAGCAGCGCCCGACGGCGCCACAGUCAACGUAACACAGUCGCCGGCAGCGGCCGAGGCAGUGCCAGUGGCAGAGAUGGCGGUGCUGGCGGUGGUAAUGCGACUUUGUCAAUUUAUAGCGCCUGGGCGCUCCUCACGCUCUUGGCAGCGAGCACCGCCAUGGUACAGAGUGCUGCGGUCUCUUUCGGCGAUUUCCUAUCACAUCCUACGUUCAAGCCACUCUGUAGUGCUCAGCACGAGCACUUUAUCGAGAGUGAAGGCAAGGAAUCUAGUCUCAUCAUCGAACUGAAGCCGGGCGCCUACGGUGCUCAGCACAAGUCCUGCUCACGCAUCCUGAGCGCACCAGCCCAAUAUGGUUUCAUAGUGCGUCUAAUUUUGCCAAAACUGCGCCAUCACCAGUCCCACACCCAGUCCCAGAUUCCGUCCAGCGCAGGCAGCGGCGAAAGCAGCAUCUCCAGCAACAUAAUGCCCGCCGGCAUCACGACAAAACCCAGACAAGGGUCCAGCGGUGCCUCAGCCCUCAGUGAAAUGACGACGCUCAUUGAGCGCCUCAAUGCGACGACGACGACGACGACAUCAUCGGCAUCAUCACUGAAGACCAUUCAGGGUCGCACCUGCCCGCUGAACAUUUUCAGUUCUUUGGAUCCGCACACACCACAAUGGCGCGUCGAUCCCUGCCAACUGGAAGACACUGCGCCGGAAAUGGAGGAUCCCGUGCGUCUCUUCCACGGUCGUGUCCGCAUUGUCUGGGAACAUGGACAGCAUUCUCUAAAAUCGAAGCUGAUGAUCACUGUGCUGGGCAAAGGCGAGCAGUGUAAGCACGAGAGCAAACACCAAUGCUUAAGAAUUGGUGAUGAGCCCAUUCUGUGCAUAUCCAAGGAGCUAGCUUGCGAUGGCAUACGCCAUUGUCCGUAUAGCAAUGAGUAUGAUAGCGACGAGGACUACGAUCUGUGCUUCAAGCAUCGUCGCCCUGGUGUCUUGCCCACUGCCCUGGACUCCGAUCUCUUUGAGCAGUUCGCCCUAGAGGUUUUCAGGAAUUUGUUUGCCUACGAUGCGCCCACAGCUCCCGAAGAUUUGCCACGCAAUGGCAGCGCAGCGCCGGAUUCUACGUCGAGCAGUGGCGGCAGCAACAACACGACCACUACUCUGAGGAAAGUGCAUACGAAGGACAUGAAGAAGCCCAGCGAUGGCAAUGGUUCUCCCAACGCCAUUGGGGAACAGGGAGAGGGGCCCAAACAGGACAAUGCCACUCUGCAUGCCAAUGAGGGGGGCAGCGGCUUUACGCGACGCAACUCGACAAGAUCGGGCCUGCACUCGGACCUCUCCAAAUACGGACCCUGGGGCUACCUAAUGCUGGGCAUGCUGCUGUGCGGAGGUGCUUUGCUCAUCUGCGGCCUCUGGGCAUCCGCCUCCCAGCACGCUGUUAACAACGAGCGCGAAGCGGCGCUGGCCGCCGCCAAUGGGGUUGGCAUAGAUCAGCCGAGUGUUGCAUCUCCGCCCAACUACGAGGAACUGGAUCCGCCACCAGCCUACUCGGUGCUCUUCCCAAAUCAGAAGGCAGCAUCCAGCAAUACGCUCAAUGCACUCGACAACACAUCCGCGUUAUCAACAUCGUUGUCGGCCAGUGGGGCAGCAACAACAACAACUGCUGCAGCCGCGGCAGUUGCUGCAGUGGUAGCGGCAGAGCAGGCGCUUCAACAGCAACAACAACAGCAGCCACAACAGCCAGCACAGCAAUAGCAAACGAACUAACUUUAAAGCUUGACGAGAAGGGCUCUGUGAGGAGGUUGCCGCCUCACUGCGCCCAGCAAAGUAGUUUAGGUUCUGACUUUUGACUGACUUUGAUGAAAUUAGCUUAAAUCAAUCAAUGUAGCUAUAGUGUGUAAGUGUAAUUGUAAUUCUAACUGUAACUGUAUGUACGAUAUGGACCCAUUCCGUCGAGGCAAUUUGUCUGGAUGGCGUAUGCCAGCAAACGCCCUUUGCCAACAUAAAUCUAAACUAAACUACAUAUUUUAAUAAUGUCUCCUAAUAUCAACUCAUGAACUGUCUAAGACAAAUUAUAUUGAACGACUGCACUGAUUGUCGUCUGACAGCAGCAUUAAAGGCGACAGCUUCCAGUACGUAUUUGUAAGUCGGUACAUUGUAUUCUUCUUAAUUUAAUAUUUAAUGUGAUAUAAAUUUAAAACAUAAUAAAAACCGAUAGAGUUACCUAAUAUACA
Scaptodrosophila lebanonensis is the source of this 2770-nucleotide messenger RNA. RefSeq lists its product as uncharacterized. The record is from RefSeq and is a predicted model, not a curated record. Lineage: Eukaryota; Metazoa; Arthropoda; Insecta; Diptera; Drosophilidae. The transcript is spliced from 5 exons. The coding region runs from base 522 to 2291 and encodes 589 amino acids.